This is a messenger RNA of Colossoma macropomum (tambaqui), 6056 nucleotides long. It is a transcript of the gene gna13b, whose product is annotated as guanine nucleotide binding protein (G protein), alpha 13b. Gene Ontology annotation, cellular component: heterotrimeric G-protein complex; brush border membrane. The record is from RefSeq and is a predicted model, not a curated record. Gene Ontology annotation, biological process: adenylate cyclase-activating G protein-coupled receptor signaling pathway; Rho protein signal transduction. NCBI's taxonomy places the organism in Eukaryota, Metazoa, Chordata, Actinopteri, Characiformes, Serrasalmidae. Bases 15 to 1148 code for a protein of 377 amino acids. The transcript is spliced from 4 exons. Gene Ontology annotation, molecular function: GTPase activity; G-protein beta/gamma-subunit complex binding; D5 dopamine receptor binding.
AAGUUGUGUCGAAGAUGGCGGAUUUCCUGCCGUCGCGGUCCUUUCUGUCCGUUUGUUUUCCCAAAUGUCUGCUGAACAGCAGCGAGGCGGAGCAGCUGAGGAUAUCCAAGGAGAUCGACAAAUGUAUUUCGCGGGACAAAACGUAUGUGAAGCGGCUGGUGAAGAUCCUCUUGCUGGGCGCCGGCGAGAGCGGCAAGUCCACUUUCCUCAAACAGAUGCGCAUCAUCCACGGACAGGACUUCGACCAGCGGGCUAAAGAGGAGUUCCGAGCCACCAUCUACAGCAACGUUAUCAAAGGUGUUCGAGUUCUGGUGGACGCGCGAGAGAAAUUGCACAUCCCGUGGGGCGACCCGUCUAACCAGGAGCAUGGAGAGACCGUCAUGGCCUUCGACACGCGCUCUUCCAAAGUGUUGCAGGGCACGGUGGAGACGAAGGUGUUUGUGCAGUACCUGCCCUCCAUCCGCUCGCUGUGGGCGGACAGUGGCAUCCAGCACGCCUACGACCGGCGCAGAGAGUUUCAGCUGGGUGAAUCGGUGAAAUAUUUCCUGGAUAACUUGGAAAAACUUGGAAUGCCGGACUACCUGCCCAGUCAGCAGGACAUCCUGCUGGCCCGCAAACCCACCAAGGGCAUCCACGAGUACGACUUCGAGAUCAAGAACGUUCCCUUCAAGAUGGUGGACGUUGGGGGGCAGCGGUCAGAGCGGCGGCGGUGGUUCGAGUGUUUCGACAGCGUCACCUCCAUCCUGUUCCUGGUGUCGUCCAGCGAGUUCGACCAGGUGCUGAUGGAGGACCGUCAGACCAACCGGCUGAUGGAGUCGCUCAACAUCUUCGAGACGAUUGUCAACAACCGCGUCUUCAGCAACGUCUCCAUCAUCCUGUUCCUCAACAAGACAGACUUGCUGGAGGAGAAGGUCCAGACGGUGGCCAUCAAGGACUACUUCCCAGAGUUCACUGGGGACCCGCACAACCUGGAGGACGUGAAGAACUUCCUGGUGACGUGUUUCCGGAACAAACGGCGAGACCAGCAGCAGAAGCCCCUUUACCACCACUUCACCACCGCCAUCAACACCGAGAACAUUCGGCUGGUCUUCCGCGACGUCAAGGACACCAUCUUGCACGACAACCUCAAGCAGCUCAUGCUGCAGUGAUGCUGCGUUCCUUCUGGCUCCUUUAACGUCGUUUUUCGUUUUGGUUUUGUUUGUUUUUUUGAAUGGACCUUCCCCAUCCUCCUCUCCCCCCUCCGCCCCCCAUUCUUCUGCAAGUUUGUACUCCGUACAGUAACCUUUCUGACUAGCUCUGGGGUCUGUUUUGUGGGGGAGAACAGGGCUUAGCUGUGUGAAGAAGGCGCAGAAUGACUGGGUCUGUGUCCGUCGCUGACCGCUGCGUGGCCGCGGCGUGGAUGUCAAGUUUAGGGAUGGGAAUGCGCGCGCAUGUGUUAGUAUUGCGCAUCUUUGGGCUGCACAAUAUGGACGAAAUACAAUAACACAAUAACGGGGAGGGGGAAGUGCAGAACUGCGCCAUCUGCUGGUUGCGUCCAAAACAUUUCAAAUCGCCGUUCGUUACGCCAUGGGGGAAAAUUUUUGAAUCGAAACUCACUUGAAGCUGGAACUUUUGUGAAACAUUUCAAGACGAAAAGAGCGCAGCACCGUUUAAUUCGACUUUAAUAGCAGAACAUUUCACACUGUAAUUAGAACCGCAAAAAUAAACCCAUAGCUUGGUGCUGGCGCCGCUUCGUGGGAUGUGCGAUCAGUAUUUUAUUUUUUUUAAAAAACAUGUCAUUUUGAACAUCAGUACAGUAUCAAAUAUAAUUAAACGGCUAACAGCCCCUCCAAUUCAUCGGUAACCUGAACGCAAACAGCAGGGGGCACUCUGACCCCUUUACUCUAUUUGCAGUUACAUUGUUACACGUUGCAAUUGCAGCGUGUUGAAACUAUAUUGGUUAACCCUUGAAGUGAUGCGGUUAGAGCGAAAUUAUUUUGAUGCUCGUAGAAACAAAGCCUUCACUGAUUGGCGCAUCUCAUUUACAUGCAGUAUCACUGUUGCGAAGGCUGAUAUGGCAAUAAUAAUUAACAAAUGGUAAAUUGUGCCGCCCAAGCGCGCAUGUAUGUGUGAUUCUACGCUCCUGUCUGCCUUUAUUCAGCCUGCCGUGAAGAGGUGCGUGCCAAAAAAAUGUUUUUUUUUUCCACCCCCUCUCUUCCAAGUUACUAACCGAUAUACAGUGGAGAGAAAGUGGGGAGAUAUCAGAGUCCUUAAUUUCACCUUUUGAGCCUUUUAUUACUGACCAAAUAGCGAUAAAGCGAAGGUUUUUUAAAAGAGAUGCGACGCUUAACUUGUUUUAACAUUUCGUUUUGAGUUUUUUUUGUUUUUUUUUUUCCUUAAAAAAAUUAGGAGUGUUUCUGAGCCUUUCACAGUUUGUCAUCAAUACCUGCCUGGCUGUGUUUAUUUUAUUUUUAUUUUUAUUAUUUUUUUUUUUAACGUAGGUUCCUAAUCAGGUCUUGUUUUUAUAUAGAUACAUGAAUAUAUUUACCUGUAAAAUUUAAGUUAUAUUUUUAAAGGUUUACACUUUUACUUUUGUUUGUUUUUUGCCACCACUGAUGGAUUCUGGUUACUUAGAAAUUGGAAAAACAGUGCACAUGUUUCUACAGUCAGACCACUUAAACUGAACGUAUGGUGUAAACUCAGGGCUGAAUGUCGACCACUUUGUGUUGUUUUUUUUUUUUGACAAAAUUUCACCGUUUAAAACCUUCAGCAACAUCCACACACACACACACACACUGUCCAUCAGUGAUUUGUCUUGCUGACCUGCUAACGUCGGCCUUUUUUUUUUCCUGCUCCGUUUUCCUUCACGUCAGCAAGAUUCCUCUUUUUAGAUUUUGCUUUGACGCGUGUCCGUCAGGGAAAAGGGGAAGUGGUGUCUUUAAUUUAUUUAAUGUUUUAUUCUUUUAACCAUCUUCAAACUUUUUGACCCUGUUCAUUUUUAAUCAACCGUGACAAAAAAAGUAAGCAUCUUUAAUUCACAAGUGCCAAAAAUGUAAAAGGUACCCCUUGUUAAAACAGUUCUAAGCCAGUCACAUGCAAAAGGGAUGGAAUUCGCCUUGUGAAGUUUUUCCUUCCACGUCAGACGUUGUUUAUAGCUGAUGUAUAGUGCCGUGUCCACCCCGUAUACUGUUCUGUGAAGGGUGUUUUUAAGAGUAUAGUGUGUAUCUCACUCUUUUCUAACCCGUAUGCAACCCACACUGAUGCUGUUCAUUUUUCUUCUUCCACGCUCACUCAGAGCCACCUCGUAUCUUCCCAGCUCACUCAUCUCUCACCCAUUCAGUAUUGCUGCUGCUGCUGCUGCUGCUUUUUGGCUGGAUCGUCCCGGUUGUGUGGCAACCUCCACAGUGAAUGGUGCCUAUACAUCCAUCUAUGCAUGCAGACACUGUUUCAGGCUCCUGACGGCUGCAGUUUAAACCCCCAGCCGAAGGCCCUGCCGCCCCGAGAGCUCUUUGUCUGGCUAUAAACUGCCUCAUGUCUCUGGCCGGAGGCCCAGGAGGCUCGUGAAAGGAGAGGUUUUGUUUGUUUUUUUUGUUUUUUUGUGUUUUUUUUUUCCUUGUGUGCCAGUCGGUGCCCCAACCAAGUGCUAAAGCAGCACACGCACUGCUCAGAGUUCAGAUGGAUGCUUGUUUUUGGUUCUAGACUGCGAUAGGCUGAGUUUACGAAGUGUUAACGAGAAGCCUGUGCUUAAAUGGCAAAAUGCCAAUCGUGGAACCAAUGAUAUUGGUCUGCGCUAACAUAGCGAGAUGCUAAUGGUGGAACCUGUGCUGUUCAUGUGCUAACAGCAAAAUGGUAAUCAUGGAACCUGUGCAGUAUUGGCCUGUGCUAACAUGGCAAAAAGCUGAUCGUAGAACCUAUGCUGUUAGGCUGUGAUAACAUAGAAGGAUGCUAAUCAUGGAACCUAUGCAUUGUUACCCUAUGCCAACAUAGCAAAAUGCUUAUCAUAGAAUUAAUGCUAUAUUAGCAUUUUGCAGUUACACCCCAACAAAAUGGUUCUUGAAUCGUUCUUUAAGGAAAAAUGAUGACGUCUGAAGCCAUGAAUACUCACAGAGACAUUUUCAUGCCUAAAUGGUUCUUUGCUUGGCUACAUGGUUCUUCUCCAUGAUGGAAAACCUGCUGAAUAUGGUUCUUUUUCUUUUUUUUUUUUUAAUGUUCCAGAAGUUACAGAGCCUUUCUCUUUCUGUAAAGAACCCCUUUGCUAACUGUGUAGGCUAAUGAUCCUGUUUCCACCUCAGCUGAGUUUCAGCUGUUUGAGUCGACGCUUGUGCCACAAGCCGCCGGCCGCAGCACGCCUGUGAGAAUGUCUGAACUGUUUCUAAAACUGUAUGAGGUUCUGUUGUUGAUGUGUUUUUCCUGCUUUUAUUGUACAGUCGCGGCCAAUCAUUGCUAUCGGCGAACCCCGAGAGGUCAGCUAGACGUUUCUGAGGAAAGGUGCCUUCAGAUUUCACGAAGCAGCAGACGUUAUUUAUGAGCCGUUAGUGUUUUGUUUUAUUUUGUUUUGAUAUAAAGUUCGACGCAUGUAUUAGCACGAAGAUCCGAAUGGUUUUCGAAUGGCUUUAGUUUGGGAAACGGUAGGAUGUUGGUUAGCAAGUCCGAACAUUCCGCAACGUAGGGCUGCACGAUACGGACAAAUUGCGAUAUAUUGCAGCUGCGUGCCACAUGUUACACCCUUGAAGUGGCACAGCCUGCGUCAGGGCUGGACCGGGGAACAAAUUCAGCCCUGGACUUUUGUCUAGACCAGCCCACGACAACCACAGUGACCUUCCUCGAUCCCCAGAAACCGGAAAACAUUUAUUUAGAGGCUCCUUUGCCUAUUUAAACAUCAGAGCUGAGGUCUGUAUCUCCGUAAUCAUUAACAAGCGACAGAUUAUGCGGCACUCGUUCAAACGAACGUUCAGCUUAACAUCUCUAACCAGCAGCUGCCCAUUGACUUUCAUUAUAGGCGAGUUUUGAGUCGGCAUGUUUUCUGUUAAGAGGCACAUGUUGACUUUAUUGUCUGUGCUGAUUGACAGCAUGUUACUCUUGCGGUAAAUAGAGACAAGGUUGAAACUUAAUGAUGUAUAUCUUCAAAAAGCUUCGGAGAGAGUUGGAAUGCUGAACAGGAACGGUUUGCUGCUAGCGUGUUAGCUGAAUUUUGAACGCGCCUCAGUUGUUCAGGUUGUUAUUCUGUGGCUCGUAACUGUGAGGGAAGCUAAAUCUCCUCCAAAACCAGACUGUUAAUGCUUUUUUUCUUUAACCAAAACAGAAAGUGACUGGCCUUGCGCUUCCGUACACGUUUUCUGCUUAGCAGGCCGGAACGCCGAGAGCGAAGAUAUUUCAGCAACCACACACGUGCCUCGUUUUAGAGUUUUCACUGUAGUCGUGUGCCGAGGCCGCAGGUUUGGAAAAAAAAAGAAAGCGAUGCUGUAAUUUAGACACAGAUACACUACUUUAAUUAACCUGCAUUUCUGUGCCUGUCUUCACUGUGAGAAAGAAAACGACUUUUACUGACGUCUCAGCGCUGAACGUCACAGUCACGAUGCAGGUUUUGCCGUAGUUUAUCUUUGUAAAUGUGUUAAAACAGUGUAUGAAACAAAAUGGGGUUGAGUUACUGUCAUUUUGGAAAUAUUGCAAACAAAAGGAAAAAGGAAAAAAAAACGCAAUCAGAAACUGCUUAAAUUCUAAGAUUUUCCUCUUUUUGCCCGGAAAAUCGAGUACGCUGAUUUAACAUUUAGAGUUAUGCAGAGGAUUAGGCCUGAAACUCAGAUUUCUAGUGCCUCCUGUUUUUUAAUGCCUUGGACCUUUCCAAGCCUUUUUUUUCUAUUUUUAUUUUAAAUUUUGUAUUUAGAUGAUUCAAAAUUUUUUUGCCUUAUGUGGAUUUUUUCUAAAUCCUCAUUUUCUAAUCCUACUAAAAAAGAAAAAAAUGUCAAGGCUCUGGCUUCCUGUCAGUACAGAAUACUGAAACGCUCUCCAUGUACAGUCUAACCUCUGCUUUCUCACCCUUUUCCAUCCUUCAAUAAAAUAAAACAUUUUUCAAAACA